AAGGCGGCGGCGGCGGGGGGAAGAUGGCGGCGCCCGUCCUGCUGAGAGUGUCGGUGCCGCGGUGGGAGCGGGUGGCCCGGUAUGCAGUGUGCGCCGCCGGGAUCCUGCUCUCCAUCUACGCCUACCACGUGGAGCGGGAGAAGGAGCGGGACCCCGAGCACCGGGCCCUCUGCGACCUGGGGCCCUGGGUGAAGUGCUCCGCCGCCCUUGCCUCCAGAUGGGGUCGAGGAUUUGGUCUUUUGGGUUCCAUUUUUGGAAAGGAUGGUGUAUUAAACCAGCCAAACAGUGUCUUUGGACUUAUAUUUUAUAUACUACAGUUAUUACUUGGCAUGACCGCAAGCGCAGUGGCAGCUUUAGUCCUAAUGACGUCCUCCAUCGUGUCCGUGGUGGGCUCCCUGUACCUGGCCUACAUCCUGUACUUUGUGCUGAAGGAGUUCUGCCUCAUCUGUGUCGUCACGUACGUGCUGAACUUCGUUCUUCUCAUCAUCAACUACAAGCGACUGGUCUACUUGAAUGAGGCCUGGAAGCGGCAGCUGCAGCCUAAGCAGGACUGACCGCAGACAGACAAACUCCGAACUGGCCGCCGAGCCCCCUUUCCCAUUAGGGUUCUUUUGCAGCAGUUUUGUUUUGUUUUGUUUUUUUAAUUCUUCACAACAGACACUCUCCCUUAAGAAUCUCAAACUGAUUUUUAAAAAUCCUGUAAAUUAGAAGGGGUCCCAGCUAUUUUCUGUGUCAAUCUUCAUUUUGAAUAUGGAUACAAAAAAAAAGAAAAGAAAAAAGGAUAUGCCGAGCCAAUCAAAGACAAGCUUUAACUUUACUUUGAAGAUAUUUCCGAAAUAAUAAAAUAUAGCCCUAGCCCCCUGCCCUUGAUUGUAAAGUGAGCGACCAUUGCUAGUAAUUCUCUAACGUGUAUAAAUUCAAUUUCAGGUAUAACAAAUGUGAUCAUGACAUGAAAAUAUUUUAGAAUAGAUACUGUAUUAAAUAUUGCCAUGUUUACAAUAUGUAAUAUGUUUUUAGCCGAUGGAUUUAAACAUGUAGAUUCAACUAGAAUCCAUUUAUGUGAUAUUUGUAAAUAAAGGUAGAAAUAUUGGAUCCAUCCCUGCAGAACUUACUGUACAGUUUAGUUGAAGUGUAGCGAUGAACAAUUGUCAGCCCAAUGUUGACUGAAGAAAUAGUGAAAAUAGUAAGUCUGCACGGAGCAUCUUGUGAGGAGUACUGACAGCAAAAUCAUAGGGUAGUUGGUUCCCUUUCAUCUCCUUCCUUGGAAAGGAAGAAGCUAAAUUUGGACAUUCAAGUCAAGCUUGUGUCUAGUCAUAAAACUGGAUCAAUUAUAACCUUACAAAAUGAGUCCUGUGACCAGACCUUCACAUCCAAAGUCUUCAGGACACUAAAGAUGGGGAAGUGGGUAGAAUUCUUUGGAGAAAAGCUGGAAACAUUGAUAUGGCAUUUCUAGGUAAAGCCUCUUACCGUAGCUGAAUUGUCAUGCAGAAGUUUUCCCUUCACAUUGGUGCCAGCCAACCAAACAGUAUUAGGACCUUGAAAUAGCCCAUAGAAGCCCCGUUGCUCCAGAGUAGGAUCACUCUUGGGUCACCCUGUGGUAUUUCCCAUUUCAUCCUGCACUAAUUGGAUGUCUGACUUAAUUGUUUUAGAGUCAGUAUUAGAUUGGUAAAUCUUAGGGCUGACACGCUUCUGAGUUUGCUCCAUUGGGAGUAGUGCAGGUAGAAACAUCUGAAGGUGAAGUACACUAACGGUGUCACUGCUCUUUCUAGAAACUACGCAAAUGCCUAGAUUUUAAAGGUGAUGUGAAUAAACACAAAUGAAAUUGGGACAGUAUGCUUCUAUGAUUAACACCAUCAGAAUGUUAAAAGUGCCUUCUGUCUUAAACCUCAAACCAAAUAUUUUGUGUGUUGAACUUGGGCAGAAGUGUCCUUCCUUCCUCUUACCAUGAAGUAGAAAACCUGCAUUAUUCUCUAGAAAGGUUCUGUAUGAUCAUUUUAUUCCUUAGAUGGAGAAGUAGUAGCAAUGUUUUUGCUUCCAGUUAGUCUCAUCAUUAUGUUAAAAACAGACCGGUAACUUUUGAGUGCUUUCACGAAUGAGCCUUCUUUUUUGAAGGGAGGGGACAGGUUCUGCUCUGUAACCCAUAAUGUGUGGAGUCAGCAGCUGUUCAGCAGUUUCCGCCUAACUGUCCUAAUUGAUGCAGUGUAUCUUUCUGGCCCAAGGCAGGUGUAACAUCUGAAUUGUAAUGAACUUUCAACCAGUUUUACCCAGUUUUGUAAAAGCCAAACUCGGAUUUCCAGGCUUGUGUUUUCCCAUAAAUGUGAAUAUUCCAAUGCCUGUUUUAUUAGGUAUGUAUUGUUCUUGUUUCUGUAGUGAAUGAACUCCAGAAAGCAUUGAAUUGGAUGUCUGGUGUCUAUGGAGAAACAAGUCCUAGCCCUGAAGACCUUGUCCAGUCAUGAUGUCCAGAGGUCAUCUCUGUAGAGUGCUUCCAGUCCUGCCACGCAGCUCACGGUUCUGUCUUCUAAGCUAGAGUGGAAAUGGUUAACAGUGAAGACUUCUGUGGUAUAUAUAACACUGGUUGUCCUAAAUAAGUUCCUCGUGUCCCAAUUUAAAAUGGUUUUUCAUCAUAUUUUGUAUCAAUCAGCAGAGUAUAGUUAAAGCUUGUCUUGAUGCAGCAUUCUUGCAAAUGUCUUGAACUCUCAUAUGAUAAAAUGUAAAAAUGUUCAGCCAGACCCUUCCAGGUUUUCCUUUGUUUUCCUAAUAAGCCUUGGGGAAAACACCACUGUUUUAGUCGUACAAAAAUUUCUGCAACGUUCCUAUGACCCCAGUAGAAUUCAUACCCUUUUUCUCACUGAGCGAUGACAGUGUGCUGCCUCAAAUAAUAGCAUCAUAAUGCCAGCAUCUCUGUAAGCAACAGGCCCCCAAUGGAAGCAUUUACGCUCCCUUCUCCAUCCUCUCUUCCACCCGAAGGAGAAAACACCAUGCUAUAAACUACGAGGCCUAUUAGGACUAUUUUAGACUCAAUAUUUAAAACAAGAACAAAUUUGGGCGGGUGGGGGGUGGGGAUUGGAUUUCUGGGCUUUGCAGUAAUUCCACGCUUCUUGAUUUGGGGAAUCUGUUAUAACAAAUGAAGCCCCUUACUUACUUGGCAAUCGUAUCAUUUGAAGAAAUAAGAGAAACUGGGGUUAGAUGACAAAUUCUAGGCAAUCUAGGUGGUUUGGAGGAUUUCAUUGUUUUUCACUGCAGCUAGGUGCUUUCCACGAAGGUAAACUGGUGAAAUAACUCAGGUUUAACCAGCUGUGUGCCAGGAAUUACUUCUACUUGAUGUAUGUCACCUCACUCUAAAUCUGUUACUUUUAAAGAUGUUGAAAGCAUUGACUAUUUUCAUACAGAGACGAAGAUCUGUCGUUUGGUACAAGAGAUCUUUGGACCCUACUCAGUGGGAUAUAGGGACCAAGACUCCAGUGAAAUUAAAACCAUUUCUUGGGUUUACUUUGCUUGUAUUUCAUUUAUAAGAUUAUCAGAAGUGCAGUUAUCUUCAGUGACUACUUGUGAACUGCAAUUGGAACCAACACUUGACAUGAGUGAAAGGUGACAAAUCUUGUCUUGAAAAUUCGUGUUAGACAAACGCCAACAAGAAAUCCACUAUCAUUUUUGGUAACCUAUUUGGGAAGGAAUACCUAACAUGCAACCUUUGUCCUCCUGUAUUUUCCCCCAACAUGCAAGCAUUGGUGGAACAUUUCUAUUCAGACAUUUUAGGCAGCACUUAUGAUUCCUAAUCUGUGAGAACUCUCCCCUUCAAUAAAAUAGGAGGGGCAGGGGUGGGAAUCCAGGCUACUUGGUUAAUUUUUUCCCCCAAAAAUGAGCCCAGAAAAGGUAAAAUGUUUUGUUAUAAAACUGUAUUAAGCAUGGCCUAAGUAUUAGGUGUCUGAUCUGUAUAGUAUGUUCCAUCAAAAAUAUUUAUUACUCAUGCUUUAAGCUCCAGAACAAACACUCAUUUAAAGUGGAGUUCACUGGGCAGACGUCCCCCUUUACUAUAGAUAGAAAUAUUCUUUAUCAGAGAUUUAGGACAGUUUUGCUAACUGGUUAAAAAAAAAACCAAAUGUAAAUAUGUAAGAAUGUUUAUUUGUUGCACAUAACUUUUUUGGUAUAAAAUAAAUGUAGCCGUUACCCAUGUUA
Molecule: messenger RNA, 4176 nt
Organism: Neogale vison (American mink)
Lineage: Eukaryota; Metazoa; Chordata; Mammalia; Carnivora; Mustelidae
Gene: VKORC1L1
Product: vitamin K epoxide reductase complex subunit 1 like 1
Exons: 3
Coding region: 24-554 (176 amino acids)
Biological process (GO): vitamin K metabolic process; peptidyl-glutamic acid carboxylation
Molecular function (GO): vitamin-K-epoxide reductase (warfarin-sensitive) activity
Source: RefSeq, a predicted model, not a curated record